GGCUAGGGGCUGCCCCCAGCAUACUCUCCGCGGAGCUCAGGACCUAUGAGAAACCCAGCACCUGGAAAAGCUCGAAGAGGAGAUGACACUGGUAGAGGAGACUAUCCGGACAUUUGAAGGCAGAGCCCUGCCUUCUGAGGAUCCCUGCCCUCUCCACAACAGCUUCUUCAGGUAUGAGGAGGAAAUGGAAGCACAUUCUCAGCCAGUCCCAUCCCAGGUGAUGUUUCAGCCACCUGUGAGCUUCAAGGAUGUGGCUGUGACCUUCACGCGGGAGGAGUGGGGACAGCUGGAUCCAGCCCAGAGGACGCUGUACCGCAACGUGACUCUGGAGACCUGCAGCCACCUAGCCUUCCUGGGGCUUCUGCUUUCGAAACCAGCUGUGAUCUGCUGGCUGGAGCAAGGACAAGACCCAUGGAGGGCAGAGCAUGGACCUCCCAGAGACUGGAAGAAUACACUUGAAAAGGAAGAGUCAGCUUCUAAAGAGGAUACUGCUGUGGAAGAACCAUUCCACAACACAGAAAUGAAAUGCUGCAUACAGGAGGAGGGCCCCUGGUUGGUAACAUUGGGAGGAAGGCAGGAUUGGAGGGACCAGCUAAGGGAGCACGAGGAAGACCCUUUGAGUCAAACGAUACUCACCCCAGAAAGACCGUUUGCUCACGGGAAACAUUGUGAGCCUGACCUUGGGGGAAGUUACCUGAAUUUAAGACUUCUACCUCCAACAUUACCCACAAGAGCACAUUUCCAUACACUUGAGUCACAGGUUAAAAAAUUGAAACAGAAUUCAGUUUUCAUUAAUCAUGAGAAAGGCUGGGCUGAUCUGAAGCCCCAUGAAAAUCACCAAAGUCCUAGCGCCUUCUAUCAGAGCAUUUCCUUGAAUAAAUUUACAAAUGUUGAAAUGAGAAAUAAAAAGCCUUAUGAAUAUACUGUCAGUAGUGACUCUUUCAACUAUGAUACCUCCCUUCAAUACCAUAAUAGAAUUUUUUCAGCAGAGAGCAGCGAUGACUGUACAGACUAUAAAAACAUCAUUAAUCAUAGCAUGUCUAUGAAUGAACACAAACCAAUGCAUUUUAGAGAACUCCAGUAUGAGUGUGACAAAUGCCUUGUACAAACUGUGAUAAGUGGUCCUGAAGAAGCACCAUUUAGAUGUGAGGAGGAAUGUAAUACCUUCCAUGAGGCGUCAUCCUUUACUGACUGUGACAUCAUUCAGACUGGAAAGAAGCCACAUGCAUGUAAUCAAUGUGGAAAAUCUUUCAGCUGUUGCUCUAAGCUUGUUGUACACCAGAGAACACACACUGGAGAAAAGCCCUAUGAAUGUUCUCUGUGUGGGAAGUCUUUCAGCCAGAGCUAUGACCUUGUUGUACACCAGAGAACCCACACUGGAGAGAAGCCCUAUGAAUGUAACCAGUGUGGGAAAUCCUUCACCCAGAGUUCCAAACUUAUUAGGCAUCAGCGAACUCACACCGGAGAAAAACCAUAUAAAUGUCAUGAAUGUGGAAAAUCUUUCAGGUGGAACUCUAACCUCAUUGUACACCAGAGAAUUCAUACUGGAGAGAAACCUUAUGAGUGUGGUCAUUGUGGAAAGUCCUUCAGCCAAAGUUCUGACUUUGUUGCACACAAAAGGACUCACACUGGAGAGAAACCCUAUGAAUGUAACCAGUGUGGAAAGUCCUUCAUUAGAAGCACUCAGCUUAUUAGGCAUCUGCGAAUUCACACUGGAGAGAAACCAUAUAAAUGCAAUCAGUGUGAUAAAGCUUUCACUGGGAGCUCUCACCUUAUUGAGCAUCAGAGAACUCAUACUGGAGAGAAACCUUUUGAAUGUAAUCAGUGUGGGAAAGCCUUUGCUGGGAGCUCUCACCUUCUUUCACAUCAGAGAAUUCAUUCUGGAGAGAAACCAUACGAAUGUAAUGACUGUGGGAAAUCUUUUCGGCAGCGAUCACAGCUUGUUGUGCACCAGCGAACCCAUACUGGAGAGAAACCUUAUGAGUGUAGUCAUUGUGGAAAAGCUUUCAGCCAGAGAUCUCCCCUUAUUGUGCAUCAAAGAACACACAUUGGAGACAAGCCGUAUCAGUGUAACAUGUGUUUUAAAGCCUUCAGUCAGAAGUCACGCCUUAUUGAACAUCAGAGAACACAUACUGGAGAAAAGCCCUAUGAAUGUAUUGACUGUGGGAAAGCCUUUAAUGAUCGGUCAACUCUUACAAAACACGAGAGGACACACACUGGCGAGAAACCCUAUGAAUGUAAUCAUUGUGAAAAGGCCUUUAGUCAGCGAUGUCAACUUACUAGGCAUCAGAGAAUUCAUACUGGAGAAAAACCCUAUGAAUGUAACGAAUGCGGGAAAGUUUUCAGUUAUGUUACAUCCCUUAUUCAACAUGAAAAAAUUCAUGGGAGAGAAACUCUGAAUAAUCAAGAUGGAAAAGCUCACUGCAAAACCUUUAUUAGACAUCAGGUGACCAAGGUAUGA
Puma concolor (puma) is the source of this 2461-nucleotide messenger RNA. Its product is annotated as zinc finger protein 544. Gene Ontology annotation, biological process: regulation of DNA-templated transcription. The record is from RefSeq and is a predicted model, not a curated record. NCBI's taxonomy places the organism in Eukaryota, Metazoa, Chordata, Mammalia, Carnivora, Felidae. Gene Ontology annotation, molecular function: DNA-binding transcription factor activity, RNA polymerase II-specific; RNA polymerase II cis-regulatory region sequence-specific DNA binding.